GAGAGAGAGAGAGAGGGGUAUAGCUGGAUAUAUGGGUGAAAAAUUGUGGCGAGGCUGAUGGUUGACAUCUAGCCUCUACUAUAAAGUUCAAAGGCAACCUUGUCUUUUAACACACCUUUGAUGCAAUAACACAACAAACACCAUUAGAGGAGAAAAGUGAAGACAGAAAGAGAGAGAGUAUUGUUAGAAAAAUGGAAAAGACUGAGAAAGUGAUUACAAGUGAUCAGCCUAAGUACAGAGGUGUCAAAGCCAUGCCAUUUGUGAUAGGAAAUGAGACAUUUGAGAAGCUGGGAACAAUUGGGACCUCAUCUAACCUCUUGGUCUACCUCACCACUGUCUUCAACAUGAACCCCAUUGCUGCAACUAAUCUCAUCAACAUCUUCAAUGGCACUUGUUACUUUGGUACCCUGCUAGGAGCUUUCCUCUCUGAUGCGUUCUUCGGCCGCUAUAAAACUCUGGGUUUUGCUUCCAUAUCCUCCUUCUUGGGGAUGCUUAUACUGACCCUUACAGCAGCAAUCUCAAAGCUCCAUCCUCCUCACUGUUCCACAGGACAGACUAUCUGCAUUGGACCGACAUCAUGGCAAAUGGUUUUCAUACUAACUGGAUUUGGUUUCCUAGUGAUUGGUGCUAGUGGCAUACGACCAUGUAACUUAGCCUUUGGAGCUGACCAAUUCAAUCCCAACACCGAGUCAGGCAAGAGAGGAAUGAGCAGCUUCUUCAAUUGGUACUACUUCACGUUCACUUUUGCCAUGAUGGUCUCAUUGACAAUUAUUGUCUACGUGCAAUCCAAUGUGAGCUGGGCUCUCGGGUUGGCAAUUCCAACAUUCCUCAUGUUCUGUUCGUGCGCGGUGUUUUUCAUUGGCACGAGAAUAUAUGUCAAGGUACUGCCACAAGGUAGUCCCUUGACAAGUGUCGUGCAGGUUGUGGUGGCUGCAGUCAAGAAGAGGGAUUUGAAGUUGCCGGAACAACCAUUGCUGUCACUCCACAACCAUGUUCCUGCUAGUUCUAUUAACUCAAAGCUUCCUUAUACAGAUCAGUUUAGAUUUUUUAACAAAGCAGCAAUUGUCACCCAUGAAGACCAAAUCAAACCAGAUGGAUCAGCAGCCGAUCCAUGGAGACUUUGCAGCAUCCAACAAGUAGAAGAAGUGAAAUGCUUGUUGAGGGUGCUACCCAUUUGGGCUGCAGGCAUCAUCUAUUAUGUUGCCAUAGUCCAACAACAAACCUACGUUGUCUUCCAAGCCCUUCAAUCCGACAGACGACUAGGCACCAACAACAAUUUCAAAAUCCCAGCAGCAUCCUACAUCAUCUUCUCAAUGCUCACCCUCACAAUAUGGAUACCCAUAUACGAUCGAAUCAUAGUCCCAUUUCUCCGAAAACUCACAAAAAAUGAAGAUGGAAUCACGGUUCUCCAGAAGAUGGGUAUUGGCAUGGUUAUUGCUAUCAUCACAAUGCUUGUGUCCGCCUUGAUCGAAAGGCAAAGAAGGACAGUGGCAAUUACUAAGCCUAUAUUCGAAACAGAAGCAAGAAAAAGUGUUGUUUCUUCGAUGUCAGGGAUGUGGCUAAUACCUCAAUUGGCACUAGCAGGACUUUCUGAGGCAUUCACUCUCAUCGGCCAAGUUGAGUUUUUUUACAAGCAAUUCCCAGAAAACAUGAGGAGCAUUGGUGGGUCUUUCUUGUUUUGUGGUUUGGCAUUGUCAAGUUAUUUGAGCAGUUUCUUGAUAUCUGUAGUCCAUAGGACUACAAAUGGUGCUGCAACAGGGAAUUGGCUGGCAGAAGAUCUUAACAAGGGCAAAUUGGACUUUUUCUACCACCUAAUUGCUGGUUUGGAGGUUUUAAAUUUUGGGCACUUCCUAGUAUGUGCAAAGUGGUAUAAGUACAAAGGAACCAGUGCCAACACAGCUGAUGUGGCAAUGGAAAAAAUGUAUUCUGAGAAACCUCUUGUUUGAUACAUUUGUUUGAAAAAUAUAACCUAUUUGGAGAAGUCUUCAAGGCCUCCUUUGCUUUACAA
This is a messenger RNA of Camellia sinensis, 2008 nucleotides long. Its product is annotated as protein NRT1/ PTR FAMILY 2.11. The record is from RefSeq and is a predicted model, not a curated record. NCBI's taxonomy places the organism in Eukaryota, Viridiplantae, Streptophyta, Magnoliopsida, Ericales, Theaceae. Gene Ontology annotation, cellular component: membrane. Gene Ontology annotation, biological process: transmembrane transport. Gene Ontology annotation, molecular function: transmembrane transporter activity.